Molecule: messenger RNA, 960 nt
Organism: Anolis sagrei ordinatus
Lineage: Eukaryota; Metazoa; Chordata; Lepidosauria; Squamata; Anolidae
Source: RefSeq, a predicted model, not a curated record
AUGGAAGAGAAGAAACCCGAUGCAGAGUCAACCAAAACGCAAUCCACGCCUUCCUCUUCAACCAACCAAACAAAGAAUGCCCCUAUAAAGCCAAUCUACGCCCUGAAGUUCACAUUGGCAGGGCACACAAAAGCUGUCUCAUUGGUCAAAUUCAGUCCCAAUGGGGAGUGGUUGGCUAAUUCAUCUGCUGACAAGCUUAUUAAAAUUUGGGGCGCAUAUGAUGGCAAAUUUGAAAAAACGAUAUCUGGCCACAAACUGGGAAUUUCUGAUGUCGCUUGGUCCUCUGACUCCAACCUCCUUGUCUCUGCAUCAGAUGACAAAAUGCUCAAAAUCUGGGAUGUGAGCUCGGGAAAAUGCUUAAAGACACUGAAAGGGCACAGCAACUACAUGUUCUGUUGCAACUUCAACCCCCAGUCGAACCUCAUCGUCUCCGGAUCAUUUGACAAAAGCGUGAGGAUAUGGGACGUCAAGACGAGGAAGUGCCUAAAAAUCCUACGAGCUCAUUCUGACCCAGUUUCAGCUAUGCACCUCAAUCACGACGGCUCUCUGAUCGUGUCCAGCAGCUACGGUGGCCUUUGUCAAAUCUGGGAUACUGCCUCAGGCCAGUGUUUGAAAACACUGAUUGACAAUGAAAAUCCGCCGGUGCCCUUUGUGAAGUUCUCUCCCAACGGAAAAUACAUCUUAGCUGCAACUUUGGAUAACACUCUCAAACUUUGGGACUACAGCAAAGGAAAGUGCCUAAAGAACUACACAUGCCACAGGAAUGAAAAGUACUGCAUCUUUGCCAAUUUAUCCGUUACUGGUGGAAAGUGGAUCGUGUCUGGUUCCGAGGACAACCUGGUUUACAUUUGGAACCUGCAAACGAAAGAGAUUGUACAGAAGCUGCAAGGACACACAGAUGUGGUGAUCAUGACCGCCUGCCACCCCAGGGACAACAUCAUCACCUCCGCGGUCCUAUAA